UUCCUGGUGUUCGAGAGCCAGGAGGCAGAUGGUGGGUAAUUCCUCUCUGGUAUCUGGGCUACAUUAGACCCAUUGUUCUAUCCACAGAUACCAAGACAGAAGAUGUUUCAAACUGGGGGCCUCAUUGUCCUCUGUGGGCUGCUGGCCCAUACCACAGCCCAGAUGGAAGUCCUACCCGUGCCCCUGGACCAGAACCUGCUUUUGGCUGGGACUCCACCCCAGGCCCCACAUCCCACAGAUCUUGCUGGAAGCUUAACAAGUGGUCUCAGCAGUGGCCUGCUCUCUGGGGGUCUGUUGGGCACUCUACAAAACCUUCCACUCUUGGACAUCCUGAAGACUGGAGGAGACACUUCUGGGGGCCUGCUUGGGGGCCUGCUUGGGAAAGUGACUUCAUUGGUCCCUGUCCUGAACAACAUCAUUGAUCUGAAGAUCACUAAUCCCCAGCUCCUGGAACUAGGCCUUGUGCAGAGCCCUGAUGGCCAUCGUCUCUAUGUCACCAUCCCUUUGGGCAUGAUCCUCAAUGUGAAUACGCCCCUGGUCGGAAGUCUGUUAAAGCUGGCUGUGAAGCUAAACAUCACUGCAGAAAUUUUAGCUGUGAAAAAUGAACAGGGGAAGAUCCACCUGGUUCUUGGUGACUGCACUCACUCCCCUGGGAGACUGCAAAUCUCUCUGCUUGAUGGAUUUGCUCCCCUCCCCGUUCAAAGCCUUGUCGACAGUCUCAGCGGCAUCUUGAAUGAAGUCCUUCCUGAGCUGGUACAGGGCAAGGUAAGAGAAUAAAAGUGGCAGCUCCUGAUCCUUAGGUCAUAGAGCUUCUCAGGAUGAAAGAAUCCCUUGGAGCGAGGUUUUCUGAACCCCUCAGUUUGAUAUGUCUCCCUGUCCGCUGAACCAUGUGUCUGUGUUUCUUCUUUCCACCCUUCAAAAUGCAUUGAUUGGUUCCUGCUGUGGGCCAGGCCCUGGGCACGUCCACACUACAGCUGAAAUGGAUUGGCCCCUGCCCCAGGAAGCUCCCAGGCCACCCUCACCAGGGCUGUAGGCAAGCACUCUUCCAGCCUAUGCUAGGGUGCCUCCUAUAACUAGAAACUCACCUCUCCCAGAGAAGCUCUAGUUAGAAGCAGGUGUCCUAUCACACGGUGAACACUGGCUCAUGUGAUUGGGCGCUUCACGUACACACCUCCCUUUUCUCCCUCUGCCCGUGUGAAUGUGUAAGCAUUCAUCUGUGAGACUGCUUAGAACCAAACACUCUCAGACACGGAAAAAUGAUAGAAAAUCUCCCCCAGAGAAUCCAUCCUUGGGAUACUGCUGCACCCAGGGCCUCCCUACAGGUGCCACUUUGCCUAAUGCCUCUCUCUGCCCCUGGGUCAGGUGUGCCCUCUGGUCAAUGAGGUUCUCAGCCACUUGGACGUCACCCUGGUACAUUCCAUUGCUGGUAAGUACCCACUUCCAAGGCCUAUCUCCCUUUCCAGAACAGCGAUUUUCCCCCAAGGAGCCCAUCCCUGCACACCAUAGGAGAGAGCCAGAUCCUUCCAGCCUCAGCUCUCCCCAUUGCGGGUUUUUGUUUUUUGUUU
This is a messenger RNA of Panthera uncia (snow leopard), 1565 nucleotides long. RefSeq names its product BPI fold containing family A member 1 (gene BPIFA1). Gene Ontology annotation, biological process: innate immune response; immune response in nasopharyngeal-associated lymphoid tissue; antibacterial humoral response. Bases 103 to 777 code for a protein of 224 amino acids. Gene Ontology annotation, molecular function: lipid binding. The record is from RefSeq and is a predicted model, not a curated record. Lineage: Eukaryota; Metazoa; Chordata; Mammalia; Carnivora; Felidae. The transcript is spliced from 5 exons.